CGUACCACAACUAUCAUAGCUUGCUACAAGAAGCGAUUUUUAUAUACGGUUAUUUUCAUGAUGCGUGUAUGAUGAUAGAUGACUUUGACGACUUCACCUAUGUUGAUUCCGACAACGUUUAUUCCAGGUUAACAACCCAAUCUGUGAACAAGACUUCGAGUUCUUACACUCUAAACACCACCACUACUCCUCGUUUUUUUCUCUCGAGAAAUCAACAACUCCGACUUUUCUGUCUUCUGACAACAACCACUACUGCUCCUCGUUUUUUUCUCUCGAGAAAUCAACAACUCCGACUUUUCUGUCUUCUGACAACAAAAGUUUUCAACAUCAACUGCGCUCAACAAGUUAAAGCAUCUGCUUAAGCUUGUUGCAAAACCAAGAACUUUUUCGUUCCCCCUACAACCAGUUCUAAAACCACUGUUCGCGUUCUCGCAAACACACAACCCCAUCAAAAUGGUUCUCACUGCCCAGAAGCUUCGCAUCGCGGCUUUGGCCGCCGUUGCGCUCGAAGACCAGCGGACCCUGCACGCCUGGGCCGCGGCUUUGACGCGUGGCCGUCAAACGACCUCUCUCCGCCACGGCCGUGGGUCGCUGUUGCGUGAGUCCCGCGCCCGUCGCGAGCAGCUGGCCUCCGAAUUCAUCCUGGUCAAAAAGCACACGAAGGCGCUAGAGGCGGGCGCUCUGACUGACCUGAAGACCGCGGUUGCGGCCGCUAUGGAUACACGCGAUCAGACGGAUGACGCUAAUGCGACGGAUGACGAGAAAACCACUGCCGAUGCUGAUCUGCUCGCUGCUGUGACAACUGCAGUUGACGCCGCGUACCAGGCUGCGAUCGACGCUAAGCAGAUCACGGAGGCCGUCCCCGCCGAAGUGACACAACACAUCACCGACAUUAUUACUGCCCGGGUUGCUGGCGAGGCCGGCGGCGGCGCGGCAGUCACCGCUGCCAUCGACGCGCUGUCCGCUUCGAUUCCGGAUGUUGUUGCACAACCCACGACGCUGGCCGAACAGUAUCCAGGGGAAAAGUGCACCAGAUGGUAGUUUUCACAAGUACUUAAGUGUUCAUCCUGGCUGUGGAGGUGUUGCUGGAUACGACUAGCACUAUGUAAAAUUGUGAAUUUCAAUAUAGAAUUAUCGGUGCAAGGCGCACCCGCACGCGCAGGUCAGGACCAGGAGCUCGACGUGUACGCAGUUUGUCACCUGCUAUGUAGUUCUGCUAUAUGGCCACUGACGCUAUUGAUUUACAUGUUCAGCAUGUCGCGCUUUUACUUUUUUAUAGAUACUGUAUCAGGAUGCAUGAGCAUGUUGCAAUCUUCUGUCCAGCACUACUUACAGGAGACAGAGACAGUGACACAGACAGACGACAGUGGCUACUCUUGUCAGCAACCGGUGCAAAAAAUAAAAAACUAAAGUCUCUGCUUUCGCAUUUUCCGGAUUUCAUACUUGAAAAAAGGAUUUAUACAUUUAGAUAUGUUCUUGGAAGUGGAACUAGAGCAUCGGUGCACUUUUGCUCUGGACAGCCCUGCUGACACUCUCGCGACCACGAUUGUGGAUGCCGGCACCGACGAUACGGCGGGUGCGGUCACCGCCGCGGUGGGAACGGCCUUAGACUCCCUCGUCGACAAGGAAAUCGAUGGCACUACAAUCACCCAAGAAAUGGUCGACGCCGCCAAGGCUGACGUCGUUACCGCAGCGACCACCGCUAAUGCAGACGCAGGCGCUAUUUCAACGGCGAUCCAAACUGCCGUCCAAACGGCCAUUGACGAUGCUGCAACUGCGGCACCAACUUUUACGCCGACGGCGGACCCUACCAGCACGGCUUUGGUGAAGGACUUUGUCACCGGCAAUACCGAAACUGAACUUGAUGACAUCAAGACCGCACUGGGAUCGGUUCUGUCUGUAUCAUAAGGAAGAAUUCCCUCACUCCGUAGUUGUACUCGAAGUACAGAUCAUCUUAGGUGCAGCACCAGCACAUGAUGCUGCGUGAUGUGGUACGCAAUUGCAAUGAGGCAGGGUUCUUCAUUCAUUUCGUAUACGAUGCAUAAACUAUUUCGCUUGCCUGUUUAUCGUUUUUUAGUUAGAGCCACGGGCGCAGCAUGUCUGUGUAAUAGGCGGGACUAGAAGAGUCGAGCUGCUAUUAGCAAUCUGGGACGUCGAGACGUCUCUUUUACAUUAACUAUAGCCGCAAGUAAUUAUGACGAAGACAAAGACUAGAGAAAAAGAAAUGAUCGCAAUCGCUGUUUUUCUUUUUGUUUUUACAAAGUAAGACGAAGCGCCCGCCGCGCUCGUUUCCAUUCAUGCCGGACAGCAACCUCAGUCCUGCCCAUCAAAACGCACAACUCGUGAUGUAGUAGGUUAGAUCGCGCAACAAGAACAUCUAUACAUAGUUCAUGGUUCUCGCAACGGUCUGCUUCGAGUAAAUGCGGGGGGGGGGAGAGUUUUGCUAGUGACAGACCACGGCUGGCGUCCCCGCUGAGGCGGAAGGCUUGGACGACAAGAUCACUACUCUCGCGGAUUUGGUUAAAGCGGGUACCACCGUAUGCAUCACAAAUGAUAUGUCUGGGUCUGGAGCAGUAGUUUUGCCAUAAGGUGAAGAUGUGAGUAAAGCUGGAUCAUAGGAGGACAGUAGAAAAAGCUGUGUUGCGGAUCAACAAGAAGAGCAAACACUUACAGUUGCACACCUUGUAUGCUGUUCUCUUGGUGGUACGUACCUGUACGCAGUGAGCGAUUUUGUAGUUUUUGAAAAGCGUACACCUACUUACUGUAAACUUGUAAUGCUCUUGUGCGAAUUUCAAUUUUCGCACAAACCUUUACCUAAAAAACGCAUCACAAACAAGCGCACGUUUCCAGCUCUAGACAUAUUUGCAGUUGAUACGCGGAGGGCGACGCCUAUGAGGAGGCGGUCGACGCCCUGGCGCUGCUUGUGGACGCGGCUAAAAAAGCGGCGGCGGAUGCUAUCCUCAGUAAAAACGUGCAUUCCAGCACUCCAUGAUAUUGAUUUGUCAUGCAAAUGACCUGCAUGUUGAUAUGAUGUUCCACAUGUGCAUGUCGAUUUUUCUACUCAUGCGCAGUCCCAUGAGGCAUGCUUUCCAAUGUUGCAGCUGUGGAAUUCGACAAUGCAGGAGCUGUGCCCUAAUCAGGAUCGAUAAGAGGGGCAACGCCAAUCUAUAUCUGUGGCGCGGCUUUUAAUAUAGCCACGCACGACCACUUCUUCGCCUGCGUUGUCGAAAUGUGAAGAUGUCAUGCGGAAAUCACAAAGCUUUUGGAUUUGUCUAGCAGAUUCCCCAUCUUGUUAGCUCUGGUGGGGUGCGGACGUUUUUACACAGGAUAGUGGCGUCGACCACGGACGCCCCGGUAAACGGCAGCGACGUUAACGCCACUAUGCAUUGCAAAUAUGUCUUGUCCUGGGUCUGAAACUGAAUUAUUAGCAUGAAUGCAAAUGUUCGGUCUGCAGGUUUCGCUUUAUUCGCAUCACCUUUCCAGAGGGCCGCUCCUCGGAAUCAAUGCGGGUUGUUCUAGCAUCACAAAUUCUAUUGUUCAGAAGGUCUUUCCUCUUUGAUCUUGAUGCCUAGCUGUAUCCUGCAUGACCAAUGUUGCCUCCUCGGGUGACGAAGAGUGGGCGCUUGUUUUGCUGUGUCCACGACAAAAAUGUACAGGUUUAUUCUACUAUGAUGUGGUCCACCACCACCACGACCAGACCUAGCAUCACAAAGAACUUGCCAUCAAAGUCUUUCAGAUGAGGACCCAGACACCUAUUUGCAGUGGAUAGUCACCACCACAGCUGCACCAGCGGCCGAAGCACCUUCCUGCUAA
Molecule: messenger RNA, 3813 nt
Organism: Amoebophrya sp. A120
Lineage: Eukaryota; Dinophyceae; Syndiniales; Amoebophryaceae
Source: the annotation of a GenBank genome assembly